Messenger RNA from Aspergillus mulundensis, 1467 nucleotides. RefSeq names its product Dor1-like family protein. Gene Ontology annotation, biological process: intra-Golgi vesicle-mediated transport; cytoplasm to vacuole targeting by the Cvt pathway. The transcript has a single exon. Lineage: Eukaryota; Fungi; Ascomycota; Eurotiomycetes; Eurotiales; Aspergillaceae. Bases 1 to 1467 code for a protein of 488 amino acids. The record is from RefSeq and is a predicted model, not a curated record. Gene Ontology annotation, cellular component: COG complex.
AUGGCUGAGCAUUUGUAUGAGCUCCUGAGUCCUCACCUGCCCUCAACCGAGGCGAACCUGUCUAAGGAUCCGCCCACGAUUCAAUACCUCAACCGACUGCCUACGCUCUCCCUACAGGCCCUACAGACUACAGAACCCCAGUCACUGGCACAGUCCGCGCACUCCAAUCUUCUAUCUCUGCAAGCGCUGUCCAACCGAUCUCACAAGUCCUUCAUCACCUCCGCAGACAGUUUAUCCAACCUCCAUUCUUCCAUUGCCAAUCUAAAACGCCAGGCCCAGGAGUUACGCGAUGGCAUCCCGAAACUCGACGAGGAGGCGGUCCGGUUCUCCUCCAAAUACAGCAGAGCGGCAGAGAAUGCCACCCUCGAGCAACGGAAAAAAGUCAUGCGUCUCUCGCGGAAUGUUGACCGCAUCUCGGACAUCCUGGAAUUACCCACACUACUUGCAACAACCGUGUCGUCGGCCGCUGCCAACUCCGGAAACACAGGGACUUCGUUUUCUACGACAUAUUCCGCAGCAUUGGAUCUCUACGCUCACAUCAAGCGCUUGCAGACGCUGUACCCGGAUUCGCCUUUAGUGAACGACGUGGCCGCCCAGGCGGAGGACGCCAUGAAAGAUAUGACUUCGAAUCUUAUUACUGCUCUUCGUGCUCAGAACCUUCGACUCGCGGCGGGGAUGCGGACUGUAGGUUGGUUACGAAGGGUGGCCCCUGAGCUUGAUGCAGCCAUUGGCGAGGGCGGAGCUAGUAAUGGAGGAGGUGCGCUGGGUGCAACAUUCCUGAUAUGCCGUCUAGCAAACCUGGUAUCCACCCUGGAAGCUCUUGAUCCCCUCCGUGAACUUGCAGAUCAGGAAACACAGCGCAGGACGCGGGGUUCAGACCAGAAAAGCGGUACUGGCUCGUGGACAGCCGGUCAUCAGACAGAAAAGUACCUGAAAAGGUACAUUGAGAUAUUCCGCGAGCAAAGCUUCGCGGUUGUCUCUUUGUACAAGAACAUAUUUACACCAGAUCAGUCAGAGACCGAUGCGACCGCCCCGGGCUUACGAGGAAUCGACGCGCGGACCAAGACGGCACAGUCCUCCCAGACGGAUCGCAGACUAGACCCUUUCCAAUGCCUACCACCUGCUCUCGCAACUUUCCCUACGCACCUGGUUCAACUACUAACUGGCACGCUGCGCACAUAUCUACCGAAUAUUCAGGACAAAACCGCCCGUGAAAGUCUUCUUACGCAGGUACUCUACUGCGCUGCCAGUUUAGGCCGUUUAGGGGGCGACUUCAGCAUGAUUCUAACCGAACUCGGCGACACAGGGGAUGAAGGAACUGAGGGCUUUGCUUCCGAAUGGGAGGAAGUUAUGCGGAAGCACCGAGCAUUGGCAGGGCGCCUUGAACAGCUUACGGGGGCGAAUCCAACAAGCCCUACAGGGUCCUCGAAAGGUACCUUGCAGGCAACCUCACUAGCUGCCUCAUAG